GGUCGAGGUGCUCUGUGGGUUCGUGAUGAGAGACGGCCUCUUAGACCCCCUUAUACGAGAGGCCGCGAGGUUUCGAUUUCAGCUCCGCGAAGAGGAGAAAUCUCGCGAUAAACGCGAUUGCGGCUUAACCUGUGGAGGGGCGGUUAGGCUUCAGGGGGUCGGUCCAGGCUCAAGAGGUGUAUUUUGUUUUCGUGUGCUUCCUCGGCCUUCACGCUGGAGGGCCGGUCUCUUUUUCCAUUGUGCGUCAUCUUCUACCAGAGAAAUGAUCGCGUUCCCCUAGGCUAGACACGCUUUUUAAGUAGCAGUAGUAAAAGUCAGUUUGCAAGCAUUGGAAGACUUAUAAAGAAAGGUACAUUGUACAACAUGGAAUCUUUACCAGAAGAAUUUUUUGUGAGUAGGGAUCCUGCUGUGGAGGAGCAGACUGGAGAGGAAACUGAGAAUAAGAUAGAAAAAUCAACCAGUCAACUGGACAAACAGAAAAAGGACAUACCUACUGAUCUUGUUCCAGUUAACCUACUAUUAGAAGUUAAGAAGUUAUUAAAUGCAAUUAAUACUCUACCAAAAGGUGUGAUUCCUCACAUUAAGAAGUUCUUGCAAGAAGAUUUUUCAUUCCAGACUAUGCAGAGAGAAGUUGCAGCCAAUAGCCAGAAUGGGGAGGAAAUUGUUCCUGCUUUAACUUUACGUUUUUUGAUAACACAGUUGGAAACAGCACUUAGGAACAUUCAAGCUACUAAUUAUACUGCAUACCAAAUUAAUAUUGGUUAUUACUUGACAUUACUGUUUUUGUAUGGAGUAGCACUCACUGAAAGAGGAAAGAAAGAGGAUUAUACAGAAGCAGAGAACAAAUUUCUGGUGAUGAAGAUGAUUAUUCAAGAAAAUGAAAUUUGUGAAAACUUUAUGUCUUUAGUUUAUUUUGGACGUGGUUUACUUCGAUGUGCACAGAAGAGGUAUAAUGGAGGACUGCUUGAAUUUCAUAAAAGCUUACAAGAAAUUGGAGAUACAAAUGAUCAUUGGUUUGAUAUAGAUCCUACAGAAGAUGGAGAUUUACCUACAACUUUUAAAGAUCUUCUCAAUAAUUUUAUCAAGACAACUGAAAGUAAUAUAAUGAAACAGACCAUUUGUAGUUAUCUAGAUUGUGAACGAUCUUGUGAAGCUGAUAUUUUAAAGAACACCAAUUAUAAGGGAUUUUUUCAGUUAAUGUGCAGUAAAAGUUGCUGUAUUUAUUUCCAUAAAAUUUGUUGGAAAAAGUUCAAGAAUUUAAAAUAUCCAGGCGAACAUGAUCAGAGUUUUAGUGGGAAAAAAUGUUUGAAGGAAGGAUGUACAGGUGACAUGGUAAGAAUGCUACAAUGUGAUGUACCUGGAAUUGUUAAAAUUUUGUUUGAAGUUGUGAGAAAGGAUGAAUAUAUAACCAUUGAAAAUUUAGGAGCAAGUUAUAAGAAGUUGAUGUCUCUGAAAAUAAGUGAUACUGAUAUAAGACCGAAGAUCAGUUUAAAAUUUAAUACAAAAGAUGAAAUGCCUAUCUUCAAACUUGAUUAUAAUUAUUUCUAUCAUCUGCUUCAUAUAAUUAUUAUUUCUGGUACUGACACUGUUCGGCAAAUAUUUGAUGAGGCUAUGCCACCCCCUCUUUUGAAAAAAGAGCUGCUUAUACACAAGAAUGUACUGGAAUCCUACUACAACCAUCUUUGGACCAAUCACCCUUUGGGUGGAUCAUGGCAUCUUCUUUACCCCCCAAACAAGGAGCUACCACAGUCCAAACAGUUUGACUUAUGCCUCCUAUUAGCUCUCAUAAAACAUUUGAACGUAUUCCCUGCACCAAAAAAAGGCUGGAAUAUGGAACCACCAUCUUCUGAUCUCUCUAAGUCUGCAGACAUCCUGAGGCUGUGCAAAUACAGGGAUAUCCUCCUUAGUGAGAUUUUGAUGAAUGGUCUCACUGAGUCACAAUUCAAUUCAAUUUGGAAAAAAGUUUCAGAUAUUCUUCUGCGACUUGGGAUGAAGCAAGAGGAUAUUGACAAAGUGAAGGAAAAUCCCAUUGAGAAUAUCUCCCUUGAUUACCAUCAGCUAUCCAUCUACCUAGGCAUACCAGUACCAGAAAUCAUCCAGAGGAUGUUAUCCUGCUAUCAACAAGGAAUUGCUCUGCAGUCAAUAACUGGCAGUCAACGUAUUGAAAUAGAAGAGUUGCAGAAUGAGGAGGAAGAACUAAGUCCACCACUCAUGGAAUACAAUAUAAAUGUGAAAUCAAACACUGAAAUACAGUUAGCAGAAAUGAAUAAAGAUGGAGCCUCGAUACCCAGUGAAUCUUCAACAGAAUCUAUUAAAGAUCUCCAGGAAGUUAAGAGUAAACCAAAGAAAAAGAAAAAAACUAAGAAUAAAAAGACUAAGGACUCAAAAGAAGAACAAGUCUCAUAUAUGGUAGAAAAGGAAGAACAAGUGAAGAAAGAACAAACAAAUCCACAACUCAUUGGUAGAUUUAUGAAAGAUGAUGCAAGUGAUAUUCAAGAGGAUUCUGCAUCUGAAGAUAAGUUUUAUAGCCUGGAUGAAUUGCAUAUUCUGGACAUGAUAGAGCAGGGUUCAACUGGAAAGGUAACUACGGACUAUGGAGAAACUGAAAAGGAGAGGCUUGCCCGUCAACGGCAGCUUUAUAAACUACACUAUCAGUGUGAAGAUUUCAAAAGACAGUUGAAAACAGUGACAUUUAGGUGGCAAGAAAAUCAAAUGCAAAUUAAAAAGAAAGACAAAAUCAUCGCAUCUCUUAACCAACAAGUGGCUUUUGGAAUCAAUAAAGUUUCCAAAUUACAACGUCAGAUCCAUGCUAAAGAUACUGAAAUCAAGAACCUUAAAGAGCAACUUUCCAUGAAAAGCUCCCAAUGGGAAAUGGAGAAGCAUAAUCUGGAAAGCACAAUUAAAACAUACUUAAGCAAGGUGAAUGCAGAAACUAGCAGAGCCUUAACAGCUGAGGUGUAUUUCUUACAGUGUCGUAGAGAUUUUGGUUUGCUUCAUCUGGAGCAGACUGAGAAGGAAUGUCUCAGUCAGCUUGCCAGAGUGACUCACAUGGCUGCAAGCAAUUUAGAAUCACUUCAAUUAAAGGCUGCAGUAGAUAGUUGGAAUGCCAUUGUGACGGAUGUUAGAAACAAGAUUGCAUUUCUCAGGACUCAGUACAAUGAACAAAUCAAUAAGGUGAAGCAAGGGUUUGCCUUGAGUUCCUUGCCUCCAGUCCAGCUUCCUCCACCACCACCCAGUCCUGAGAUACUGAUUGCAGCAGUUCUUAGGAAGACCCCUUGUGAAAGAAUCAUUCUUUAGACCCAUACUUACUGUUCCUCAAAUGCCUGCAGUUUGCUCUGGAGUCAUCUCUACAGCAGGCCAACCUAGAGCCCCCCUGAUGACUGGCAUAGCCUGGACUAUGCCAACCCCUGUGGGAGAGGCCGUGUCUCCUGGAGCAGGUCUGGGAAGUGAUCCUUCCAUGCUGAAUGGGAGAGGAUUACAGACAGGCUGAAAACUGCUUUUCCACAACAAACUAGAAAGGAGCUUACAGAUUUCUUACGGAAAUGGAAGGAUACUCAUGGGAAGACCUUAUCUGGGCUGACAUUUGAUGAAAAUUGUUUACAAAAAUUUCCCAAUUUAUUGAUCCCAAGAAAUCUCAGAGUCAAGGAAAAUCAGUUCCAAAUGGUAAUAGUGUUUCACCCAGUCAUUCCUCAUCACAGCCUAAUGCUCCGCAGCCUCCAAAACCAGCCUGGAAGCCCCUCAGUUCACAAGGUUCUGCCACAUGGGAAGGAGCAAAUAAUUUGGAUGAUGAGGAAGAAGAAGAGGAACCUUGUUAAUUUGCAUGAGAAUCUUUCUCCAGAAAACCUUUCAGUUUUGCCUUGUGCUCACAAAUUCCACUCUCAGUGCAUUAGACCAUGGUUGAUGCAACAGGGGACAUGCCCAACCUGUAGACUCCAUGUUUUAUUACCAGAGGAAUUUCCUGGUCACCCCAGCCGGCAGUUGCCCAAGGCGUGAUAUAAGGCAGGUGACUAUGCA
Sciurus carolinensis (gray squirrel) is the source of this 4014-nucleotide messenger RNA. It is a transcript of the gene Dzip3, whose product is annotated as DAZ interacting zinc finger protein 3. The transcript has 32 exons. Gene Ontology annotation, biological process: protein polyubiquitination. Gene Ontology annotation, molecular function: RNA binding; ubiquitin-protein transferase activity; polyubiquitin modification-dependent protein binding. Lineage: Eukaryota; Metazoa; Chordata; Mammalia; Rodentia; Sciuridae. The record is from RefSeq and is a predicted model, not a curated record. Bases 364 to 3297 code for a protein of 977 amino acids. Gene Ontology annotation, cellular component: cytoplasm.